GCCGCCCCUAAGGCCCGACCCCGCGCCUGGCUCCUCGACGCUUUCCGCCGGGCCCUCUGGCCACGCAUGGGGGCCCGGCACUGAGGAACUCUUCUCCCCGGGGACGCCGGGGCGCGUCCCCUGAGGGCCAUGCCCGGCCGUCCCGCCCGCCCCAGAGGACCCUAGAGAGCGGCGCGGGGCGAUGGCGGCCGCCGGCGGCUAUACGGACCUGCGUGAGAAGCUCAAGUCCAUGACGGCCAGGGACAACUAUAAGGCGGGCAGCCGGGAAGCGGCGGCUGCCGCUGCCGCCGCGGUAGCCGCUGCUGCCGCCGCCGCUGCCGCCGCCGAGCCCUACCCAGGGUCCGGGGCCAAGCGCAAGUUCCAGGAAGACUCGGACCCGGAGCGCAGCGACUACGAGGAGCAGCAGCUGCAGCGGGAGGAGGAGGCGCGCAAGGUGAAGAGCGGCAUCCGCCAGAUGCGCCUCUUCAGUCAGGACGAAUGCGCCAAGAUCGAGGCCCGCAUCGAUGAGGUGGUGUCCCGUGCCGAGAAGGGCUUGUACAACGAGCAUACGGUGGACCGGGCCCCGCUGCGCAACAAGUACUUCUUCGGCGAGGGGUACACAUAUGGCGCCCAGCUACAGAAGCGAGGGCCUGGCCAGGAGCGCCUCUAUCCGCCGGGAGACGUGGACGAGAUCCCCGAGUGGGUGCACCAGCUGGUGAUCCAGAAGCUGGUGGAGCACGGCGUCAUCCCCGAGGGUUUCGUCAAUAGUGCCGUCAUCAACGACUACCAGCCGGGGGGCUGCAUCGUCUCACACGUGGACCCCAUCCACAUCUUCGAGCGCCCCAUCGUGUCAGUGUCCUUCUUUAGCGACUCCGCGCUCUGCUUCGGCUGCAAGUUCCAGUUCAAGCCUAUCCGGGUGUCCGAACCUGUGCUUUCCCUGCCUGUGCGCAGGGGGAGCGUGACUGUGCUCAGUGGAUACGCUGCUGAUGAAAUCACUCACUGCAUACGGCCUCAGGACAUCAAGGAACGCAGAGCAGUCAUCAUCCUCAGGAAGACGAGGUUAGAUGCGCCCCGGCUGGAAACAAAGUCCCUGAGCAGCUCUGUGCUGCCACCGAGCUAUGCUUCAGAUCGCCUGUCAGGAAACAACAGGGACCCUGCUCUGAAGCCCAAGCGGUCCCACCGCAAGGCAGACCCUGAUGCUGCCCACAGGCCACGGAUCCUGGAGAUGGACAAGGAAGAGAACCGGCGCUCAGUGCUGCUGCCCACACACCGGCGGAGGGGGAGCUUCAGCUCGGAGAACUACUGGCGCAAGUCCUACGAGUCCGCGGAGGACUGCUCAGAGGCGGCUGGCAGCCCUGCUCGGAAGUUCUGGAGGCCAAGAAUCGGAGAUCACUAUCACUGGACCAAAAUGAAGACUUUCAGCAGGGCCAUGCUCUAGAGGACGAUCUGUUCCUUGCCUCUUGCAGCUUCUGGUGGCUGUCAGCGUUAGUUGACUUCUGGCUGCAUCACUCCAAUCUCUGCCUCUGUGGUCACAUUGCCUCCACCUCUUCUGUGUGUAUCAAGUCUUCUGCCACUCUAAGGACAGUUGUCAUGGAUUUAGAGCCCACCUGAGUAAUCCAGGAUAUUCUUCCCAUGUCAGGAUCCUUAAUCACAUCUGCAAAGACCCUUUUUCGUUACGAAGGAGCAUUCACAGGUUCCUGGGAGUAGGGUGUGAUACCAUGACUCUACCCCCUACUCUGCUCUUUUCUCAAUCAGUUUGUUGUCAUUAAAUCUGAUACAUGACCGGCUGGUUUCUCAUCCUUGAACACAUUAAUUGGGCUGAAACUCCUUUCAACUUCGGCUCUCAUUUCUUUCAUUGGCCCGCUACCAUUUUUUUCCUUUUCCACGAGGCCAGAAAUGUCCUAAUUAGAAGCUCUUCCAUCAGCCUGGGUCACAGGAUGAAGAGGAGAGACUGAUGCCAGUGGACGUGUAGCCAAACAAGACGUCAACCUUUGUGGCUGUGAGCCACUGAGGUGUGAGAGCUGUGCAUUACCGUCUCUUAGCCUAAGUGCAACACUACUUUUAAACUUGCAUUACUAACAGCUUCUCCAUCACCUUCUUAAAUCUAGACCUGUGCUGUUCAGUACAGAAGCCACUGGACACUGGUUACUGAGCACUUGACCUGUGGCUAGCUUGAGAUGUGCUGUAAAGCGUAAAAUACACCCCGGAUUUUGAAGAGUUAGUAUGGAAAAAAAGUGAAAUUUAUCAUUAGUAAGUUUUUUAUAUUGAUUAUGUGUUGAAAUUAUAAUAAAAUGUAUCAGUAACUUUUAUAUUGAUUAUGUGUUAAAAUUAUAAUAUUUUGGACAUACUGUGUUAAAUAAAAUAAGCUAUUUGACCUGUUUGCAUUACUGUUUUACAUGUGGCUACCUGAGAAUUUAAAGUUAUAUAUGUGGCUUGCAUUAUAUUUCUAUUGGUCAGCGCUCAUCUAGAAAAUGAAUAAAAAUCAAGCCUGAUUUGUGGUGUUUGCCAAUUUCCAUGGUGUAAAGUACAUCCAUCGUGGCUGAUUUCGAGCUACCAACAUGAGGUCACUGAAUAUGGAGUUGGGAAGAGACAUGCAGUAGCUUACCAUUGUACAGUUAAAAGAGCAGAAGCAGCAGUAAAAUGUAGUUAAAAUACUAAUGAAGUGAUGAGUUCUGAAUAUUAUUACCUUUGUUUUUAGUAUUUUGAGUUUAUAUAAUUUUUAAAUAAUGGCUAUGUUUAACAACUGACAAAAAAAUUUAAAAAUAUGACAACUGGCAAGUGGCCCCA
This is a messenger RNA of Loxodonta africana (African savanna elephant), 2766 nucleotides long. It is a transcript of the gene ALKBH5, whose product is annotated as alkB homolog 5, RNA demethylase. The record is from RefSeq and is a predicted model, not a curated record. The transcript has 5 exons. Gene Ontology annotation, molecular function: oxidative RNA demethylase activity. The coding region runs from base 182 to 1417 and encodes 411 amino acids. Gene Ontology annotation, biological process: mRNA processing; mRNA export from nucleus. NCBI's taxonomy places the organism in Eukaryota, Metazoa, Chordata, Mammalia, Proboscidea, Elephantidae. Gene Ontology annotation, cellular component: nucleus.